AUGGUUCGCUGCUUACACAAGCCAGACCUCAUUGCAUCCUUUGGCGAAGCCACCGCGCAACCCUACUUCAUCUACAAGCUCCGUGAUCGCAUGCUUCUAAAUCCAACAGGCCGACGAAUACUACGCGACCGACCACGCUUAACGUCUACCUCGCUCGACAUUCCACGCCUCCGCAAACUCCCUCCGAACACAUUGGGCUAUGCAUACGCGGCAUGGCUUGACCGCGAGGGCGUCUCGCCAGACACACGAGCGCCAGUACAGUACAUAGACGACGAGGAGUGUGCAUAUGUCAUGCAGCGAUAUCGCGAAUGCCACGACUUCUACCAUGCCUUGGUCGGACUACCCGUCUUUCGUGAAGGCGAGGUCGCUCUCAAGGCAUUCGAAUUCGCCAAUACCGGCCUGCCUAUGACUGGCUUGGCUGUGUUUAGCGCUUUCACCCUGAAGAAGGCUGAAUGGAGGCGUUUCUGGGACGUCUAUGGGCCGUGGGCUACACGGAACGGCGCACAAAGUGACGAUGUAAUCAACAUCUACUGGGAGGAAGAACUGGAGACGGAUAUCGACGAGCUAAGAGCUAGAUUCAGCAUUGAGAAGCCACCGGAUCUGCGAGCUAUGCGCAAGGCGGAACGUGAAGCGCGCAAGAAAGAAAAGGAGGCUAAAGAGACCAUGGCACGGGCUGCCGUAUGA
This is a messenger RNA of Alternaria triticimaculans, 684 nucleotides long. It is a transcript of the gene COQ4, whose product is annotated as Ubiquinone biosynthesis protein. Gene Ontology annotation, biological process: ubiquinone biosynthetic process. Gene Ontology annotation, cellular component: mitochondrion; mitochondrial inner membrane. The record is from RefSeq and is a predicted model, not a curated record. NCBI's taxonomy places the organism in Eukaryota, Fungi, Ascomycota, Dothideomycetes, Pleosporales, Pleosporaceae. Bases 1 to 684 code for a protein of 227 amino acids. The transcript has a single exon.